UACCGGAAGUAACGUAUUACAGUUUACAACGAUGCUCGCUGUUUAGAGAGAAAUGUUCAACAAGAAGCUCCGCAGGAACUUUCGGCAGAGAAAGCAAAGCUCUAGUGAGGAGGAGGAGCAGCAGAAGAACGGCAGUGAAGGAGAUGAAGCCAAAGAGACUCCACCGGUGAUAAACAAGCCUCUCAAAGCGGCGCAGAGCCGCGGCAUCUCCUGCAGCUCCAAGCGGGAAGCGACGCCUCCGAAGGCGGACAGCAGUGAUGGAGAAUCUGGAGUCGAAACACUGGAAGUGACGGUGGACAGAACAGAUGGAGAAAAUGAAGGAAGUAAGACGAAAAGCUCCAUCCUUAGUUUCACAGACGAUAAAGAAGCAGAGGAAUCUACUUUUAAACUGAAGCGGUCCUCUGAUAAAGCUGUGGUCUUUCAAGUCAGAAAGAAGGAGACUCUGCCCACGAAGAAAAACCUCAGCAAAGCAUCUGGUGGCAGAGACGCCCCACCGUCUGUUUCUCCUAGACAUGAUGACAGCAGCGAGGAUUCACCGUGUGCUCAGCGUGAUGAAGAGGAUGAUGAUGAUGAUGAUGAUGACGAUGAUGACGAUGAUGACAUCAACAGUAAUGCUGAUGACAAUGACAGUAAUGGAGACGAUGCCAGAUCUACCUCCAGUAACUCCAACACUGACUCCAGUGUUUCUGUUACUAAACCCAUCAUCAUACCGAAAGCAGAGGAGAUUAAUGCAGCCAGGAGGAAGCGCCGUGCUGCUCGAUCCCAGAAGGAGUUCAUACCAUUGGGUAGAGAUGGUCGGAGCUCUGCUGGCAGCACCCCAGAUCACUACAGCAGAGGAGACGAAGAGGACAGGCUUGAAGAUGAUGACGAUGAUGAGCCUGACGACCAUGAGAGAAGAAUCGAGUUUGCUCCCCGAAUGAGGAGCAUUAGGGAGAGGAUUGCAGAGAAAAUAGGAGAAAGCAACAGCAGUCUGUCAGGUACCGAUGAGGAGGAGCAGGAGCUUUGGGAGGAGACACAAAUCGGGAAGGGAGUCAAGAGACGACCAGGGGAACAGAGUCCAUCUGGCAGCGAAUCCAGCAGCUACAGCAGCAGCAGGCGAGAAAGAGCAAGACAUAAAAAGAUCCCAAAGACCCUUCCUCCUAUUUCAGUGUCCAUGGUGAAGAAAAGGAUCACUGGAAAACUGGACUCCCUGAAGGAGGUGUACAGAGCGCGGCAGGCGGAGCUGAGGAGGAUGGAGGGUGACGCUGAGAAUGCUAGAAGCUCAUUGGAGCUGCUGGAGGAAAGUUCCUCUGAGGGUCAGCUCAGGUUUUACAGGACAAUGAUCCUCUACAUCCACAAUCUGGUCGAAUGUCUGCAGGAAAAGAUUGUUGAGAUCAACACCUUGGAGCUGGAAAUGCACACUCUGUUGUCUGACCAGAUGGAGGCGCUGUUGUCCCAGAGGCGUGAGAGGAUGAAGAGCGAGGCUGACCGCCUGCAGAGGCUCAGCUAUAAUACAGAGGAGCAAACUGGUAGCUCAGCACAGAAAACUGACCCUCACUGUGUGACGGACUCUGCUGUUAAUCUGGAUGAAAACGCUGAUGUACCUGAAGAUUCAGAGCCUUCGGCAGAAGAGGAGCACCAGCUGCAGAUUAGAAUAGCUGAUAUCCAGUCCAGGUCAAAGGCAGUUUUUGCUGACGUCCAAGAAGACUUCUACGAUGUUAAGAAGAUCUUGUCUCGAUUCGAGGACUGGAGGAGGUCGUACUCUGAGUCCUACCACAACGCUUACAUUUCUCUUUGUCUGCCCAAGCUGCUGAACCCCAUCAUCAGGCAUCAGCUGCUGAUGUGGAACCCGCUUAAAGACGUCUGUGCAGAAUUUGAAAACUUUCCAUGGUUCGAAGCGAUGGAGACAUUCUGCCAUGGCCACGGCCAUGAGGAGCUGGAGGACACAGACAGGCAGACGCUCUCUAGUGUCAUAGAAAAGACUCUUCUACCCAAAAUGACCAGCUAUGUGGAGCUGGUGUGGGAUCCUUUAUCCCACCAACAAACUGUCUGCCUCUCUGCGGUCUGUCACAGGCUGAAGGAGGACUACUCCAUCUUUGAAGGGGAGCAGACUAAACCUGUUAAGGGAUUCCUAGAAGCUGUGGUUCGGAGGCUCAGGAGCUUCGUAGAUGAAGAUGUCUUCAUCCCUUUGUAUCCAAAAAAGCUUUCUAAGGACAGAUUGUCUCCUCAACGCCGCUUCAGAGAUGAGCAGUUCUGGAUGGCUAUAAAGCUGCUGGUGAAUAUGGGAAAGUGGGAUGUGCUGCUUCCUGAGUCCACUUUGAAAGAAUUAAUGUUGGACAAACUGUUGAAUCGAUACCUGAUGAUCACCCUGUCCAGUCAGACGCUGUCCUGUGAGGUUUCUGCACACAAAAAGAUUGCAGACUGUCUGCCUGCCUCUUGGUUUGAAGGGGAGAGUAUCUGUUUGCCUCAACUGCAGAAUUUCAGGAACAAUGUCGUCCAGAAGGUUCACAGCCUCUGCAAACAGACGCCUUCCAAUGAUCCAAGCACCAGGUCUGCUGUGGUUGAAGAGCUGAAGAUUCUCAGUAGAAUGAGAUGCUACGACUCCAUCAUGGCUCUAACAACGAAAUACCACUUUGAAGACGUCAUCUACUCUCAUCAGCUGCUGAACCAGGAAGCAGAAUGAACUUGUUGAACUGAUUAACAGUGAUGUGCAGGAGCUGGAGCGCUUACAGCUCUGCAACUAAUUCUCACAUUUGUUGGAAUUUUUUGCUCUCUUCUACAAAGCAGUAUAUUUUUUAUGAUUAAAUGUUGAAAAUUAGUUUUUAUAUUCAGUGUCUUAUAAAGUUUAACUGGUUGGCAUUUCA
This is a messenger RNA of Cyprinodon tularosa, 2843 nucleotides long. It is a transcript of the gene gcfc2, whose product is annotated as GC-rich sequence DNA-binding factor 2. The transcript has 18 exons. Lineage: Eukaryota; Metazoa; Chordata; Actinopteri; Cyprinodontiformes; Cyprinodontidae. Gene Ontology annotation, biological process: mRNA splicing, via spliceosome. The record is from RefSeq and is a predicted model, not a curated record. The coding region runs from base 53 to 2662 and encodes 869 amino acids. Gene Ontology annotation, cellular component: nucleus. Gene Ontology annotation, molecular function: DNA binding.